Messenger RNA from Thalassophryne amazonica, 2817 nucleotides. Its product is annotated as coiled-coil alpha-helical rod protein 1-like. Gene Ontology annotation, cellular component: centriole. The record is from RefSeq and is a predicted model, not a curated record. Lineage: Eukaryota; Metazoa; Chordata; Actinopteri; Batrachoidiformes; Batrachoididae. Bases 140 to 2713 code for a protein of 857 amino acids. Gene Ontology annotation, biological process: protein export from nucleus; cell differentiation. The transcript has 19 exons.
UAAGUGGCUAACCCGGACGUCUACAUAUGUUACAACCCGUAACCACGACAACGGCGUAAGACGUCGCCGCGGGAGAAUCAUAAAUGCUAAAGUAGCAGCCUCUUACCCUCCGCUAAACUUUCAAACUGAAAGUGUUUAAAUGGAGAGGCGCCAUUCGGGAAAAGAAAAGCUCAUCGUACCAACAGAUUUCACGGCACCACCGGUUCAAAGAAAUACUCAGGAGGACCUGGUACCUCCAUCACAUUUUGCAUCUCAUGCCAAGUCUGUUGGAGCACCCAGAGGCAUUCAGAUCUCAAGGACACCGCCACCCAUCCCCUGGAUAAACCCAGGUGUAAAAACAGUGGCUUCAAGCCAUAUCAGCACAGCUAAUCCAUGGCUCGCCGUCACUCAGGCCCAACAACAAAUCUUGGAACUGCAGAAGGAAAAUCAGCGGCUCAUGAUGCUACAAGUAGGCAGCACAACAGGACAUGCAUCAGACAGGACAAGAGCAACAGAGGAAAGGGAGCAGUGGUCCAGACGGGAAUCAGAGUGGCAUUUAGAAGCAGAGAAGCACAAGGCUGAGGCUGAGAGGUUGAAGGGACAGGUGGAGGGUCUGACAGAGGCAGCAGGAAGACAGAGGGAGGCACUAAGAGAAAAAGACAGCAUGCUAAACAGACAGAGUCACGAAAUUACAUUAAUACACGAAGAACUGUGUAAGACUCAGACUGAACUCAGCCAAGUCAAAGAAGAGCUUAGCCAGUGCACCGUGCAGAAUGGCAGAAUAAACUCACAGCUUGAAAGAUUACAGAGGCAAUCUUUUGAGGAAGUUACAAGGCUGAAGAGGGAAGUGGAGAGGAGCAGGAAGGAGGCUCAGGAGCUUGCUCUGAAGUCUGGGGUUGGCAGGCUGCAGGCUGAACAGGAGGCCAGUCAGCAGACUGUUACACUCUCAGAACAACUGAAAGAAUUGCAGAUGAAGCACGAGAUGGAGCUGCAACACUUGACCACGUCCUACUCCUCAAAGCUGACUGCAGCAAGUCAAGCUCAGAGCGAACUAGAAGAUAAAGUUCAGUCAGCGGUCUCAGAGGUGCUGCAGCUGAAGACCAGUCUGACAGAGACAUGUACUGAGAGAGACGGGCUGACGGAACAGUUAAGCCAAAUGGGACAAGCGUUUGAGACACAAUGUGCAACACUGCACAGCCUCAGAAAUUACAUUGGCCAGUUUGCCUCAGAGAAGGGAGAGAAGGAACGAUUAAAUGGAAUGGUUGAGCAUCUAAACAAAGAGAAAGAGGCUCUUCAGAGGACUGUAGAGCUCUUGACCGUAAGACUUAACUCUGUGAAUGAGAUACUUGCUCUCCAAGAAGAGAAAAUGGUGGAGAAGCUUUCAUCAGACCCACUUGUGAAGAAUAGAUAUGAAGGCCUUCAGAUGCUUCAACUCUGGAGAGAGAAAGUCUUCAAGUUAUGUGUACAGCUUCGUACAAAAGACAUAGAACUCAGAGCAGAGAAGGACAAAUUGCUUUCAGGGCUCAGAUCAAUCGAGCAACAGCUUCAGCAGCAACACCACCAGGCAAACAUACUCCAACACAGUCUUGAUGAUAGGAUAGCUGAGCUGGACCUGGAGAGAGUUGAAAAGGAGACUUUGAAGCGGGAUUUGGUCCAGGCUCACAAGGAGAAUUCACAAAUGAUGUCACAGAUACAGAAAAAUGGGGUUGAAUCACAAACGCUGGCAAAAGCAGUUCAGAGAUUUAAAGUAGCAUUUGAAAGUAAGGCAGCAGACGUUAAUGCAGCUCAAGCGAGGCUCAACACCGUUAGCCAGAGACUAGCUUUCGCAAAACGACAAGUGGAGACAAUCCAAGUAUUGCUGAUGAGGCGAUCAACUUUGCACAAAGUGCAACAGGCCAGUAAACAGUCAGAGGAGGCUGGUGACAGUGUCAGUGUCCUCCAGACAGAGCUUCGUUUGGCGUGUGAAGAGCGAGACAUGCUCACACAGGAGCUCAAAAGGACCCCGAAGCUGAUCAAGAAAGCUUUGGCUGAUCUGCAUGAACAAUAUGAGAACAAAUUCAGGCAGCAGCAGAAGGAACUGGAGCAGAGCUGGAUGGAGGUCCAGCAAGCUGCAGCAGGCCGUGACGAGUCUCGGCGGAUUCUGCAGCAGAGUCAGGAGCAGCUGGAGGAGAGCAAGGUCAUGUUAGAGAAACUUCACUCUGAGCUGCUCAGUCAGCAGGAGAACAGUGAGCGAGUCCUGCGGGACAGAGUGGCUGAGCUCGAGGACUCUUGUGCUGAGAAGCUGAGAGAGAUGGAGGUCGACGUUAGCACGGCCAGGAGAGAGCACACCAAAGCAGUAAUGACUUUGCGGCACUUUGAGAGGCAAGCAGCAAGGAAACUGGAUCAGAUGAGAAAAACUCAGCUUUUGCAGAGCAAACACACAAAGAUCAAUGAUCAGAAGAAGCAACUGAAGGAGGCACAGUUAAAUGUCAGUGAGGGAGAGCUGAGUGAUUACACAACAGCCCUACUUCACAACUCUGCCGAUCUCAAGGACAGAGGAGAAAAACCUUCAGAGAGCAGCUGUGAAGGAGUGAUGUUACAUCUACCUGUAGACAGUAGGGAGAGACUUCUGUCUGUUCUGGAGGAGCUCCAAACUCUGAGUGCUGCAGUGAUCAACAGCUCUGAGGACUCUACAGAGGAGGAGGAGGAGCAUCAGAACAGCAUGGGCCCGUCCACAACGUGUCCACACAGCUGAUACCCGAAGAAGACUAACAGGGCUCUGAACACACCUUUAAUUAGGAUGAAAGGUGGGCAGUUUUAAUCACAGCUAGGGAGGUGAUUGGUUGGACCCACAUGUUG